Pelagomonas calceolata is the source of this 2412-nucleotide messenger RNA. NCBI's taxonomy places the organism in Eukaryota, Pelagophyceae, Pelagomonadales, Pelagomonadaceae. The record is from the annotation of a GenBank genome assembly.
GCAGAGCGGUGCCAAACUCACAUGGCCGAGCCCCACCCCUGGCAGCCCGACGCGGCGCCCUUCGUCGCGCAGCUCCUCAAACAUCUGGACGCGGGCACGCUGCCGAGCGAGGUGAAUCCAUUACCGCACGUCGCGCGGGGCCGCGGCCACGGCGCGGCGAGGGACGCAUCAACAUUAUACGCGCCGCACGUUUUGGAGGAGUGCCUCGCCGGCGCGCGCGAGGAGCGCCAACGACGUGAAAGGCGGCGCGUCAAGGUGAUUGUGGUGGAAACGACGCCGAUCGGCGACCACAAUUUGCGGUUCGCGCUCCUCAAGAAGAAGGGGUCUGAUGGAGACGAGCUCUUCAGCGACCGCGUCGCGUUACUGGGAAGGAGCAAUCGAAAUGAAGCGCACUGCGUCGUCGUGCCGACAAGGGAGGCUUCGAGUCUCCAUUCCACCAAGAGUUCGGGCAAGACAUGUAGGGUGGCGUUCCUGGGGAACGGCGUGUUUAUCAGAGGCGCGACGUUAGAUGUAGAGUUACGCCUCGACGCUCUACCGGCAUUCAGGGAGAACUCGGCCCUGCAGACGCUCGAGAACAUCAAUCAAAGCCUGCUCGCUCCGUUAUUAGCUCAUACCACGGAAACGCCAAAAGCUGCGCCGCGCACGCCAGCUCCCCUCUGGCAGGCCCUGCGGUCUUCUUCAAACGCGUCGCAGUUCGCGGCCAUCGCUGCUGGUGCUGAUGCUACACCCUUCGCGCUCGUGCAAGGGCCGCCGGGCACGGGCAAGACGCGCACGAUCCUGGGGGUCUGCGCCGCUUUAUUACAUGGUGAUCUCGCGGAGCCGCCGCCUCCACAAAGAAGUCGGCGGGGCCCGGGCAUGCUCUCAUCACAAACGUCGAUGCGCGCGACGACGCGGAUUAACGCCCCUGGUGGUUUACUUCAAGCCGCAGAACGGUCGCGGCGCAUUCUGGUGACGGCGCCGUCGAACGCGGCCGUCGACGAGGUCGCGGCGCGGUUCGUAAGGGAGGGCGUGCCGGGGCCCGACGGGCGCAUUAGGCGUGUUCGGUUAUGUAGGGUGGGUACCGUGGGCGGGAGCCAUCGCACCGAAGCGACGCCGCACGAGGCGUUGUUAAGGGGCUACACGUUGGACGUGCUGGCGGAGCGGCAGGCGGGACGAAGAGCGGAAAGAGUCACGUCGGCUUUAUUACAGGCCGACAUUGUAGUUGCCACUUUAUCAGGGUGCGCGCAUUCUUCGCUAGCCGAGGCGCAACAAUCCAUCGCGCCGGAGCCGUUGUUUGAUGCCGUUGUGGUGGACGAGGCGGCGCAAGCCGUCGAACCUUCUACAUACAUACCGCUGCGCUACGGCCCGAAGCGUGUCGUGUUAGUGGGCGACCCGGCGCAGCUCGCCGCGACACUACUGUCGCCGGCGACGGAGCGCGCGGGCUACGGGCAGUCGCUGUUUGAAAGACUGUGGCGCGGCGGCCACCCUACUUCUUUAUUACGCACGCAAUACCGCAUGCAGCGGGACCUCUGCGAUCUUGUUUCAAGGCGCUUCUACUCCGGGUUGCUGACGAGCGCGGACCGCGUCACGAGCCAGUCUCAUUCAUUACCGCCCGCCUUGACGGCGCUCGGUAGGACACAUAGUGCGCCGCUCGCCUUCCACGACGUCACGAGCGGUGAAUCAAGAAGGCCAGACGGCCGUUCCUGGGCGAACGCGGCGGAAGCGCGCGUAUGUGCGAGAUUGGCAGGGGACAUCGUGCGGACGACGUCACUCUCCGUGGGCGUCGUCGCGCCCUACCGCGCUCAAUUAACCGAGCUCCGCAACGCGUUGAGAGGUAUUAAUGGAGACGUCGAGGUCUCGACGGUCGACGCGUUCCAGGGGCGCGAGAAGGAUGUCGUGAUUGUGUCGUGCGUUCGGGCGCCGUCCCACGGACGCGACGUCGAGUCGAUCGGGUUCCUCGCGGACCGGCACCGGCUCAAUGUAUUACUGUCGCGAGCUAGAUUGGCGUGCUGGGUCGUCGGCCACGCGUCGACAUUGAGGCGCAACGACGACUGGAGGGCGUUGGUCGAGGCCGCCGAGCGCGCCGGGGCGCUGUUUUCCGAAGACCGGCCCCGCAAGAAGAAACGGCGGUCGCCGCCGCCGGCGUCGCCUCCCGCUAAGUCGCCCACAAAGCGGUCGACGCCCUGCCGCGCCGCGCGCGCCGCGCUGCCGUCGAACGUCGUCGCCGCCGUCGCGCCGCCGCCGCGCUCGUCCGAGCGCACGGCCGCGAUCCGCCGGGCGCGCGAGGCCGAAGCUAGAGGCGAAGUCAUCGACGUCGACGCCCCGCCGGAGGUCAUCGUCAUCCAGGACUCGGACCCGGAGAGCGAGGCCGAGCUGAUCUGCCGGCCGCGGAAGGUGGGGAAGAAGAAAAAGAAGCGACGGCGGACUCGCUAG